GACAGACCCGAAAUAGAGAGUUGGGAUUGGCUGAGCUGUGUGAUUUUUCCAGCUGAAUUUACAUAUCACCCACUUCUCUGCAUGCCUUUCUGUUUACAUCACUUAAGAGCCAGCGCACACAGAUAGUGGAAGAGACAUUUUGAAAGAGUAAAAGUCUGCCUGGAGCUGGAGCGCUUUGUCCUGGGACCUACUUGGCCAGCUUUGCUUCUUGCUUCCAGCUUGAGUAGCCCAAGUGAAUUUCGUGCAAGGUAAAGCCCCAGAGCAAACUUCCCAUGACUAAUAAAUACUGGUCUAGAUUAUGAGCUCAAACAAGAGCGCUCGCUACAAUCGCUUCUCCAGUGGCGCAGCAAACAUCACUACUCCUGAGAACACUAACGGGACGAGAAUGGAAACGACUUUUGGGCCUGCCUAUUCCGCUGUGACCACCAUCACGAAAGCUGACGGGACCAAUACCUUUAAGCAGCACCGUAGGACUCCCUCCUCAUCCAGCACGCUCACCUACUCCCCGCGAGACGAGGACGAUGGCAUGCCUCCAAUCAGUACCCCACGCCGUUCCGACUCCGCCAUCUCCGUUCGCUCGUUACACUCUGAGUCCAACAUGUCCUUGCGCUCGACAUUCUCGCUCCACGAGGAAGAGGAGGAACCAGAGCCCUUGGUGUUUGCCGAACAGCCAUCAGUGAAACUCUGCUGCCAGUUGUGUUGUAGUGUGUUUAAAGAUCCAGUCAUCACAACCUGUGGGCACACGUUUUGCAGAAGAUGUGCCUUAACAUCUGAGAAGUGUCCAGUGGAUAACGCCAAACUGACUGUGGUUGUUAACAAUAUUGCUGUGGCCGAGCAGAUAGGGGAGCUGUUCAUUCACUGUAAAUAUGGCUGCCAGCCCGCCGCCAGCAGCAAGGCCGCUGCCUUCGAGGUGGACCCCCACGGAUGCCCCUUUACCAUUAAACUGAGCGCCCGGAAAGAUCACGAAAGCAGCUGUGAUUACAGACCAGUUCGCUGUCCCAAUAACCCCAGCUGCCCACCUCUCUUGAAAAUGAACCUGGAGGCGCAUCUCAAAGAGUGCGAACACAUCAAGUGCCCUCAUUCCAAAUACGGGUGUACAUUCAUAGGAAAUCAAGACACCUACGAGACUCACUUGGAGAUGUGUAAGUUUGAGGGGCUGAAGGAGUUCCUGCAGCAGACAGAUGACCGCUUCCACGAGAUGCAGGUGGCAAUGGCUCAGAAGGACCAAGAAAUCGCCUUCCUGCGCUCAAUGCUGGGCAAGCUCUCAGAGAAGAUUGACCAGUUGGAGAAGAACCUGGAACUCAAGUUUGAUGUGCUGGAUGAGAACCAAAGCAAGCUGAGCGAGGACCUGAUGGAGUUCCGCAGGGAUGCCUCCAUGCUAAAUGAUGAACUGUCCCACAUCAACGCCCGCCUCAACAUGGGGAUCUUAGGAUCGUACGAUCCUCAGCAGAUCUUCAAAUGCAAGGGGACCUUUGUCGGGCACCAGGGCCCUGUCUGGUGUCUGUGUGUUUACUCCAUAGGAGACUUGCUUUUCAGUGGCUCCUCAGACAAAACCAUUAAGGUGUGGGAUACCUGCACCACAUACAAGUGCCAGAAGACCUUGGAGGGCCACGAUGGGAUUGUCCUAGCUCUCUGCAUUCAGGGGAACAAGCUGUACAGCGGCUCUGCUGACUGCACCAUCAUUGUCUGGGAUAUUCAAACCUUGCAGAAGGUGAACACGAUCCGAGCACAUGACAAUCCUGUUUGCACUUUGGUCUCCUCACACAACAUGCUGUUCAGUGGCUCCCUUAAAGCCAUUAAGGUCUGGGACAUCGUGGGCACCGAACUCAAGCUGAAAAAGGAACUGACAGGUCUCAAUCACUGGGUGCGAGCACUUGUGGCUUCUCAAAACUAUCUCUACAGUGGGUCUUACCAAACAAUCAAGAUCUGGGACAUCCGGAACCUGGAGUGUGUCCAUGUGCUGCAGACGUCAGGGGGCAGUGUGUACUCCAUCGCCGUGACCAACCAUCACAUUGUGUGUGGCACCUACGAGAACCUCAUCCAUGUCUGGGAUAUCGAGUCAAAGGAGCAGGUGCGCACGCUGACCGGGCACGUGGGGACAGUGUACGCCCUGGCCGUCAUCUCCACGCCGGAUCAAACCAAAGUCUUCAGUGCAUCGUACGAUCGCUCUCUCAGGGUGUGGAGCAUGGACAACAUGAUCUGCACUCAGACGCUGCUGCGGCACCAGGGCAGCGUGACGGCGCUCGCGGUCUCCAGGGGCCGCCUCUUCUCCGGCGCUGUGGACAGCACUGUUAAGGUCUGGACCUGCUAACGGCAGCAGCUCCACCAGUCCUGCUGCCCGAGCUACCAGAAUCUCCUUCUCCUCUGCCGGCCUGUUGGAUGACUGACACCGCUGUGAAAUAGCUGCUGCCACCCUCUGCUCACCACCAUCACCUGCUGCCUUCCAUCGGCCACAGCAGCUAGGCCCUCAGCAUCGCUAGUCCCUCCAAGCCUCCCGUCGCCCAGGGAUCCCCCAGAAGUCAGCCGUGUCCCAUGAACUACGUGGGAGACGACCUGGCCCGCUGCGAGAGCUGGUGGGUCAGUGCUGUUCUCCGUGCUGCACACAGCACCAGGCAGGGGCUUGUUACUGUAGUGUCACGACAGCAGAGCCUGGCCCAAAGGCUUGGCGCUCCAAACGGGACACCUGCUGGCUGGGCUGGUCGGGCCAAGCAUGGCACAGCUGGCAUGGACGCCAGGCGGCAAUGGGACAGCACAACUCAGGUGGUCGCAGCGGAGCCUCUCGAGGAAGCGAAGAACCAGGAGCGAGGUCACUGCAAACAGGAGAACUGAGCUUCAGCCUUGUCCUCCGCUCGGGUUCACAUGGGCCCCUCUCUGUUGCUCUUGUAUUUAAUGUGACUGCCCAGACGACAGUGAGCUGUUGUUUGGCCUUUCAAGAGGAAUCUUCCUUGUGUAGCCAGGUACGAUUUUUACACCACAAGCUAGUUCUCUGAUCAAGUAACACAAGCGAUUGGUUCACCCUCCUGUAAUUACAGUCUUCACAAUAAAGAGAAAAAGCCUCUAUUGCAUUUUUACUCACAUUUUCUACGGUUUUUAAGAUUGUAAUAUAAUUGGAUUAUUUCUUCAUUGACAAUAAAAGUGGAAAGAGCUGUUC
Chelonoidis abingdonii (Abingdon island giant tortoise) is the source of this 3151-nucleotide messenger RNA. RefSeq names its product TNF receptor associated factor 7 (gene TRAF7). The record is from RefSeq and is a predicted model, not a curated record. Gene Ontology annotation, cellular component: nucleolus. Gene Ontology annotation, molecular function: protein binding; zinc ion binding. Gene Ontology annotation, biological process: Notch signaling pathway; ribosomal large subunit assembly. Lineage: Eukaryota; Metazoa; Chordata; Testudines; Testudinidae.